This is a messenger RNA of Amblyraja radiata (thorny skate), 1824 nucleotides long. It is a transcript of the gene fbxl7, whose product is annotated as F-box and leucine-rich repeat protein 7. Gene Ontology annotation, biological process: SCF-dependent proteasomal ubiquitin-dependent protein catabolic process. Gene Ontology annotation, cellular component: SCF ubiquitin ligase complex. Gene Ontology annotation, molecular function: protein binding. Bases 65 to 1534 code for a protein of 489 amino acids. The record is from RefSeq and is a predicted model, not a curated record. The transcript is spliced from 4 exons. Lineage: Eukaryota; Metazoa; Chordata; Chondrichthyes; Rajiformes; Rajidae.
GGUCUGGGCCGGACCGGGACCGGGACCUGGACCUGGGGCCGCGGGUGCGGGUCGGGGCGGCGGGAUGGGAGCGAACAGCGGCAAGGAGUGCGGCAGCAACGGUAAAGGCAGCUCAAGCAUUUCGUCGGACAUCAGUUCGAGCACAGAUCACACGCUGACCAAAGCUGCAAGGAAUGCAGCUGCCAGUGAAGAUUCUGACUUGAGUUUGCGGACAUUGAACACUCCCAGCCCAGCGCUGAUCUACAGUGUGACCACAGCGCCCGUACAGAAUGGCCAGACAUCCUCCACUUCAUCGUCGUCUGUCACCGGGGAGGCCACCACUAAGGUGCCGACCCUGGUGCCCGUCCCCCCUUGUGGCAUCAGGCCGGCCUCCAGGCUGCGGAGAGAACAGUCUCCCAUCGACAGACUGCCAGACCACACGCUGAUCGAGAUGUUCUCACACCUCCCCACCAACCAGCUGUGUCGAUGCACCAGGGUAUGUCGGCGCUGGUACAGUCUGUGCUGGGAUCCACGCCUCUGGAGGACAAUCCGUCUAACGGACGAGACAGUCAACGUGGACAAAGCACUGCGUGUGCUGACGCGUCGACUGUGUCAGGACACGCCCAACGUGUGCCUCAUGCUGGAGAACCUCAUCAUCCUGAGCUGCCGACGCCUGUCUGACAGGGGCCUCUACACAAUUGCUCAGUGCUGCCCCGAGCUGCGGCAGCUGGAAGUACCUGGUUGCUACAACAUCUCCAAUGAAGCACUCUAUGACCUGGUCUCACGGUGUCCCAACCUGGAGCAGCUGGACGUUUCAGGUUGCUCCAAGAUAACCUGCAUCAGUCUGACGAAGGAGGCUUGUGUGAAACUCUCCCCACUUCACGGGAAGCAAACCUCCAUCCGUUACCUGAACAUGACCGACUGCUUUCUCCUGGAGGACCAGGGGCUGCACACGAUAGCAGCCCACUGCACGCAGCUGACACACCUGUACUUGCGCAGGUGUAUCCGUGUCACCGACGAGGGCCUGCACUUCCUCAUGCUUUAUUGCACCACAAUCAAAGAGCUGAGCGUCAGUGACUGCCGGGCGGUGACUGACUUUGGGAUGAGAGAGGUGGCAAAGCUGGAAGCACACCUGAAGUAUCUCAGCAUUGCUCACUGCGUGCGGAUCACGGAUGUUGGAGUCCGCUACAUAGCCAAGUACUGCAGCAAACUGCGCUACCUGAAUGCACGAGGUUGCGAUGGGCUGACUGACCACGGCAUUGAGUACCUGGCCAAGAACUGCACAAAACUCAAGUCCCUGGACAUUGGCAAGUGCCUGCUGGUUUCUGAUGCUGGCAUGGAGGUUCUGGCACUGAACUGCUACAACCUCAAGAGGCUAAGUCUCAGAUCGUGCGAGAGCAUCACUGGCCGCGGGUUGAAGAUCGUCGCAGCAAACUGCUUUGAGCUGCAGGCUUUGAACGUGCAGGAUUGUGAUAUCUCUGUGGAGGCCCUGCAGUUUGUGAAACGCCAUUGCAAGCGGUGUAUUAUAGAGCACACCAACCCAGCCUUCUUCUGACUGACCUCACAGCACCAGACCAGCCCUCCAAACGCCUGACAGUUUAUUUGCUCUUAUUUUCCAAAUCAAAUAUUUACUUCAUUUCUGCACUGUACAAUAAUAAUUAUAUUAUGACAAAGUCAAUGACAAAUACAAUGUUUUUUUAUAGUAUGCAUUUGUACAUUUUUACCUGUCAAACCACUAUAGAAAUCAUUAUCCAGAGACAUAAAUACAAACUGCUGGAAAAAUUAAACAACUUUUUCAUUUGUUCUUACAUUCCUCUGUGGAAUAUAUAAAGGCAAUCAUCUGAA